Molecule: messenger RNA, 2612 nt
Organism: Lepus europaeus (European hare)
Lineage: Eukaryota; Metazoa; Chordata; Mammalia; Lagomorpha; Leporidae
Gene: NME6
Product: NME/NM23 nucleoside diphosphate kinase 6
Exons: 6
Coding region: 1817-2377 (186 amino acids)
Biological process (GO): GTP biosynthetic process; CTP biosynthetic process; UTP biosynthetic process
Molecular function (GO): nucleoside diphosphate kinase activity
Source: RefSeq, a predicted model, not a curated record
GGGGACUGCAGGAUCCCGCCCGACGCGGCCCCCUCAGAUGUGGGUUGUCAGUGCCGAGGCCACUUUUAAAAUGUGUGUAAUUCUGUGAAGGAGAGGGCCCUCGGUUGGACAGGUUUCUGGAUGUGUCUCUAUCUGUAUACCCGGAACCAGGCAGCCCUAACUUACCUGGCGUUAGGAAAGCAGCGGAACCGCUCUCCAGAUCACGUGCCCUCCCCCGGAGCGCGCCCAGCAGCCUGGCUGUGGAGUGGCGGGGCCAGGUCCACCACUGCUGCCUUCAGAGCCAGCCCCAGCUUCCGGGGGUAUGACCAGGAGCAAAAACAGCCCUGCUUCCAUGCACCUGACCGUCUAGCGGGGAAAGACAUAACAGGGAAACAGGCAAGCAGCUGUGAAAACGCUGCCUCGGUCUGAUUUCUGUUGCUAUUAACGGAACACCUGAGACUGGGUAACUUACAAAGGACAGAGAUUGAUUUGGCUGACAGUUCUGGAGGCUGGGAAGCCCAAAAGCAUGAUGCUGGCACCUGGCAGGUGCAGGACAGGGCUGCUACAGCAAAUGCACACUGGCUCACAGACCCACCUGGCUCACCCACUCUAUGAUAAUGGCAUUAAUCCGUUCAUGACGGCAGGACCGCCCCCAACACUGCUAUGUUGGGGAUUAAGCUUUCAACACAUGGACUAUGAGGGAUCCACUCAAACCAAGGCCUGGUAUAACAGGGUUGGCGAGCUACCAUCUGGACAAGUACAAGGUCACCAGAGGAAGCACAUGUGGCCUUCAGAAAGGCCUCACACAGAAGCUGCCAGGCCAAAAGAUUUUUUGGAACUGAAAGACUUCAGCUCAUGAAGUUGAAGCAAAAGAAAGUUAAGCAGCGUGGGGUUCCAGACUAGGGCAGAGAGGUGCCCAGGGGAAGAUCAUGCAUUGCCUUGCGGGGUUGCGAACGGAAUAACAGGGUUAGAUUUCCAUGUUUACUUUGCUCUGGCUACUUUGUAGGGGAAGCCAGCGAGGCAGCUGCUAGCGAGGUCCGGGGAGGGGUGUCUUGGACUGGGGUGGUGACAGUUAAGGGAGUGAUCUGGGUGCAUGUUGAGAUGUACUGAGUGGUAAAAGUCCCAGAACUUUGUGAGGGUGCAGAUGUGGAGGGUGAGGGAUGGGAGUCUCAAGAACGUCUCCACAGAUAAUUGGCGAAGAUGCCAGGUUACUACCUGCAGUAUCGGGGAGAGUGGCUUGGCUGACCUUGUCCCUGUUAGAUUGGGUUUGGUGCAAUAUCAAGUUGAAAGCUGUAGAAGAGACAUGAAUAGAAGAGUCCUUGUCCUAGUUUGUUCGCUGGGGCCAGACCCUAGCACCACCUUUAACACAACUGUCAGACCAGCUUCAGGCUGAGAGAAACAAGAAUGUUACCCAGGCUCCAUCACUGGGUGUGUUCAUGGAAGCCUUCCCUGUGUUGGCAAAUUUGAGAUAGUAUUUUGAAACCUAGUUGUUAUUCCUUUGGAGGUGAUCAGUUUCUCACAGGAAACAGAAUUUCACAGUUGGAGGAGACCUCAAAUCCAACCCAGUUUAUAAAUACUGUAUGUUGAGUACGCCAUUUCUAUAGUGCAUCACGCCAGACACCAGGUGCAGAGAUGAACAGAAAUGAGAAGUGCACGUUCCUUUAGUCAGUACAACUGACUGAGCACCUUUGUGCCAAGCAGUUUCUGCUGCUCUGGAUGCAAACUGACUACAACCAGUCCGUAACUUAGAGUAGCACUUCUACAGCCUCAUCACUGAGAACAACUAAGCGUAUUGAGAGGUUUGAUUUGGGCAGAGAUCCUGACCUAUCAUAUCAGGAUGACCUCCAUCUUGCGAAGCCCUCAGGCUCUCCAGCUCACUCUCGCCCUGAUUAAGCCUGAUGCAGUUGCUCACCCACUGAUUCUGGAGGCUGUUCAUCAGCAGAUUCUGAACAACAAGUUCCUUAUUGUGCGAAGGAGAGAACUCCUGUGGAGAAAGGAAGACUGCCGGAGGUUUUACCAAGAGCACGAAGGGCGCUUUUUCUACCAGCGGCUGGUGGAGUUCAUGGCCAGUGGGCCCAUCCGAGCCUACAUUCUUGCCCACAAGGAUGCCAUACAGCUUUGGAGGACACUGAUGGGACCCACCAGAGUAUUUCGAGCACGCCACAUAGCCCCGGAUUCCAUUCGUGGGAGUUUUGGCCUCACUGACACCCGCAACACCACCCAUGGCUCAGACUCCGUAGCUUCAGCCAGCAGAGAGAUUGCAGCCUUCUUCCCUGACUUCAAUGAGCAGCGCUGGUAUGAAGAGGAGGAGCCCCAGCUGCGCCGUGGCCCCGUGCACUACAGUCCAGAGGGAGGCAUCCAUCAUGCAGCCAGGCCAGAAAGUCCAGGCCCAGCCUGAUGGAGGCCUCAGUCCAGGAAGACCUCUGACUCAAAACAGGAGGACCAGGGCAGCCUGAGCUCCAGGUACCCUCUCUGCUGGGCACACCACCUGCCAGAGGGCCUGGCUCAUCGCUGCUCACCCUGCAGUCUGGCUCUCUAUCUACCUCUUCUCUAGAGCUUGUCCAAUCGCCUUGCCUAAAAAUGCAGAGCGCACUUGGGCUCUCUUCCUCAAUAAAAGUCAGUGUUCUGCCGAA